UACAAUUCAAGCGAUCACCGGAUUUUAGGGUUUUGGGACUGCAACUGAGUUUCAUUCUUGGUCAACGUCAAUGAAGAAAACAUCAUCUUCUUUAAAUCCAUAUGCAGCAUCAUAUGUACCGCUCUCUGAUAGAGGGGUUGAUGAUGUAAACAGAGAAUUUAGUUCAGCCCAAGAAUUGAAUAGGGGAAAUGACCCUGUUUGGUUUGGGCAUCAACCAAAGAAUACAUUGCCACAAGGUCAGCACCAAAAUAUUUCUGAAAGUUAUGCAAGUGCUGUCCAAACUGCUGAGUUUUCCAAACAAAAGGACCAUCAUGGUGGUGAAUUGUUUGCUUCAACAUCACAAUAUCCAAAUGAGGUACCUGAAAAAUCGAACUUCUAUGAAGACAUGGACUUGGCGUACCUUCAGAUGACCUUUCCUGGAAUAUCAUAUGACUCCCUUCAUGAUGUCUAUUUAGCCAACAAUAAUGACCUAGAUGCUGCAGUUGACAUGCUAAAUCAACUUGAGAUCAACCCAGACGAUUCAUCAGAUAAGCUUCCAGACACUUUGGACAUUGGUGAUGUGCCAGAAUCUGGUUUUGUUGGUGAGCUAGCAUCAGAGGAAGUAAAGAACGCAACAGUGGAGGCAGGAGCCUCAACAUCUCGUGCAUUCAACUCAUCUCCUACAAGCUAAUCUGCCCAAAUUUCGGACUGUGGGUGUUUUUUCAACUUUUGUGGAUAUAAAGUACAAACUGGAAAUUUUUUUACCCAUCUACUUCACUUUGGUUGAGAUACCGUCCAUUCCUUGGCUUCUGUUGUACAGAUUGUAUCUGCUUGUAUUUCUCUCC
Molecule: messenger RNA, 824 nt
Organism: Sesamum indicum (sesame)
Lineage: Eukaryota; Viridiplantae; Streptophyta; Magnoliopsida; Lamiales; Pedaliaceae
Product: polyadenylate-binding protein-interacting protein 6
Molecular function (GO): ubiquitin binding
Source: RefSeq, a predicted model, not a curated record